Molecule: messenger RNA, 1344 nt
Organism: Penicillium olsonii
Lineage: Eukaryota; Fungi; Ascomycota; Eurotiomycetes; Eurotiales; Aspergillaceae
Source: the annotation of a GenBank genome assembly
AUGGUUGUUAUCAACAAGGUCUCCAUCGCCCUUGUGGCUGCUCUGGCCGCAAUGGGUCAGGCUACCCACGAGGGUCUCCACGCACGUCGUGUUCACCAGGUGCGCUCGGUCAGCGCCGUCGAGGAGUCGACUUCCACCGUCCUCGUGGUGCCUACUCCCGUUGCACCUGCCCCCGAGGAGCCCGCGCCCCCUGCUGAAACUCCCUCCGUGGAGCCCUCCGUGCAGCCCUCUGUCGUUCCCUCUGUGGCCUCUACUUCUUCUGUGGCGCCUGUUGUUCCCACUUCGGUCCCCAGUGCUCCUUCUGAGGUUCCCAGCGUUGUUCCCAGCGCUGUCCCCAGUGCCUCCUCUGUGGCUCCCGUGGCUUCCAGCUCUGCCCCCAGCUCGGCUGCUAGCAUCGUUGCCAGCUCUUCCGUGGCCAGCGUGAUUCCUAGCGCUUCUUCCGUCGCUUCCAGCGCCCCCGCUAGCUCUGCCGCUGGGGCUGACAGCACCUCUUCCGCUGUUAUCUCGCCUUCCGCUAGCAUUCUGCCUGCUUCUUCCACCAAGCCUGUGGUCACCCGCACUCCCAUUGGUGUCAAGCCUUCCGGCACACCUUCCGGCACUCCUUCUGGACGUCCUUCCGGUAUCUCCUCGGCCAGCCUGAGCGGCACCGCCGCUCCCAGCCAGGAUGCCGUGACCACCAGCGCCGAGGUCGUGACCUACACUGUCACCGCUGGUGCUUCCUCCAGCGUUGUUACCACCACUAUCUACCGUACUUACACCCUGGAGCACACCGUUACCGCCACCCAGACUGGUUCCGGUGCUCAGGCUAGCGUCACUAAGCCUGGCCAGGUUGGUGACAACCAAACCAAGCCUGCCGAGGACACCACCGAGACUACUACCAGCACCCUCCACUCCACCAAGACCGAGACUGUCACCCUUGUUGAGGUUCCCACCUCCUCCGGCUCUGCUGGCUCUGGCUCUGGCUCCGGCUCUGGCAACGGCGCUGGUAGCGAUUCUGGUGCUUGCACCCCCGUCACCGUCACUGCUACCGUCACCGAGACCGUUACUGCUGGCUCUACCGAGACUUCUGCUCCCGUCAACCACCAGGGAGGUGGUGACGACAGCGACAAUGGCGAAGCCCAGAGCUCCUCGGCUCAGACCAUUGCUCCUCUGCCCACCAGUGUGACCACCCGCAUUCCUGCCCCCGGUGCCCACUCACACACCCCCCACACCCGUACUCCCACUCCCUCCAGCAGCUUUGUGACCCGCACCCCCUCUGCUUCCGCCAGCGUGAAGCCUUUCCCCAGCGGCCCUGCUCCUAGCGGCACCCCCAGCGGCAAGCCCGUCUGGCGCCGUCACCUCUAA